Messenger RNA from Thermothelomyces thermophilus ATCC 42464, 1113 nucleotides. RefSeq lists its product as uncharacterized. The record is from RefSeq and is a predicted model, not a curated record. Lineage: Eukaryota; Fungi; Ascomycota; Sordariomycetes; Sordariales; Chaetomiaceae. The transcript has a single exon. The coding region runs from base 1 to 1113 and encodes 370 amino acids.
AUGACACCUCCGCCAGAUCCCAGCAACCUCGCGAGCAACCCCCCCACAAUAACAACCGACAAAGCGAAUAGCACCAAGCGGCUCCCCACGCCCCGAACCCUCCUCACCACCCUCCUCAACGCCAUCUCGGCCAUCCCCCUCGCACCACCACCGCCACCACCACCACCACCACCACCACCAUCAUCAUCAUCAUUAUCAUCAUCAUCACUGCCACCGGGCGCCGCCACCGCCGUCAACGCCGCUACGGGGGAGACGGGCCGCCGCGGUCGCCGCGACGAGAACCCGCUCCGCCGCGUCCCGCCCUCCCACCGCCACCUCAUCACCACCCUGCACGCCCUGUUCCCGGGCCUCGUCCUGCCGGCGCUGGACCUGCUCGAGAGGGGGCUCGUCGCGGGGGUGGUGCGCCCGCACGACGCGCGGCGCGAGGGCCACGGCAGCGGCGGCAGCAGCAGCAGCGGUGGCGGCGGCGAUGGUGGUGGCGCGACGGGAGGAAUCGAGGGCUUGCCACGCCGGGCUAGGGUGCAGGGCGAGGGCGAGGGCGAGGGCGAGGACGGCGGGAGCGAGGGCACAGGAAGGUGUUCUGGGCCGAGGAGCGGGAAGCGGUACGCGUUCUUCAUCGUGCAGUCGGCGGCUGCGGCGGAGGCUCGCGAGAGGGGACGGAGGCGGAAGCGCGGAGGCGAGGACGGCGGCGGCGAGGACAGCAGGGGCGGGCUGUGUGCUUCCGCCCUGAACAGCGGGAACGCGUCUAUCGUGCGGCUUGACGCGUGGCACUGCAAUUGCGCUGCGUUCGCGUUCGCUUCCGUUCAGGGGGACGGCGCUGGCUCUCGGGGCUGUCGAGGCGUGAGAGGGGAUACGGGGAUGUGUCACGAUAACGAACAUGGGGCUGCUUUGGCCGCCGACGAGGAUCAUGUGGAAAGAGGAGCGGAGGGACCAUGGUCGUUUGGUGGGUUGAGCCUGGAUGGCACGGGGGCUGGGGCUGGCGAAGGGAUUCCGGUCUGUAAACACUUACUGGCCUGCCUGCUGGCUGACAGAUGGCAUACCGCGCUGGGGAGUUAUGUGAUCGAGAAGACGAUGCAGAGGGAGGAGAUGGCAGGGAUCCUGGCAGAGAUAUGA